CAUAACCCAAAUUUUUGAAUUCAAUUUUUAGCGGUUUUUCUUUUCAAUUUUUUGCGUUUAAUUUCCAACAGAAUGUCUAUGAAUAAAUUUAUGCAUCCCCGUAAUAUUUAUAAAAGUCCCCCGGACUUCAAAGCCUUGGCAGUUGAAUUUUCCGAGUUUAAAAAUCACGUGAAGUUAGAUAUCGCGGGUAAAACAGUUUUUGAUUUUAAAGACCCCGAAGCACUUCGAGCCCUUUCACGGGCUCUGUUAAAGAAAGAUUUCGAUUUGGACGUGGAAAUACCGAAAACGAAGCUAAUUCCUACCAUUCCUUUGAGGCUGAACUAUAUUUUAUGGAUUGAGGAUUUAUUAGAGUUUGUUGAACGUGAAAAUGAUAUUAAAGGUAUUGAUAUUGGUACUGGGGCUUCUUGCGUGUAUCCUUUAAUGGCUGCGAAGAAGAAUAAAUGGUUUCUGUUGGCUACAGAGACUGAUAAAGACAGUAUUGCAUGUGCUCGAAGCAAUGUAGAUAAAAACAAUCUUUCUUCUUUUAUAAAAGUUUUAGAAACCACAGGAGACACAUUGCUUACUGAUAUAAUUAAGGAAGACGAAGAAUACGAUUUCUGUAUGUGCAAUCCUCCAUUUUUUUCAAGCACACAAGAGUUACAUCCUUUUUUUAAAUCGAGAACCAGAAAUAGACCUCAUCCCAAGAACGCUUUUGUUGCCAGCGUUAAUGAAGUUGUUGCUAAGGGUGGUGAAGUAGAAUUUAUACAGAAACUUAUUGCUGAAAGCAAAGUAUUGGGUGACAGAGUUAAACUCUACACAACUAUGGUAGGUCAAAAAAGUGAUUUACCUGCAUUGAAGAAAAGUUUGCGUGACAUAAACAUUCAUAGCUUUAAAGAAGCCGAAUUUUGUCAAGGAAAUACCACACGCUGGGGUUUGGCAUGGACAUUUUUAGACUGUGACCUAAGGAAAGCACCAGAUAUAGCAAAAUUAGCUUCAAAGUCACCGAUCAAAAACAAGGCUCCUCUAAUUUUUGAACUAUCAGAUACCGAAUCCACACCUGAAAAUGUGCUUGAAAUGACUAAAAAUAUGUUGGAAUUAUUCAAAAAACUUCAAAUGACUAUUGAGGAAGUGACAAGAAACAAACUUCAUCAAAGAUUUUUUGUGAGUGCAUAUUCUAAUACUUGGUCGCAUCAAAGACGGAAAAGACGACAGAAAUUGAGACAGUCAACUGAAGAAAAACUUACUAUAAAUAAUAACAGUGAAUGUGAAAUUGAAAACACACCAAAAUCUCCAGGAAAGAGAACCAUAGAUGAUAUUUGUGAAUCAACAACUAAAAAAUUGAGAUUGAGUACCGAAAGUGACUCGAAUCAGGAAGCUGUAUUUUAUAAAUUCUUGUUUGCCAUAAACUGUGAUAAAAAUAAGGUGUAUAUAGAGUUAAAUACUUUAGAUGAAGAGAGUAACAGAGAAUAUUUACAUCAAAUAUUACAGUAUAUUAAGAAUAACUUUGAUAAAACUGAAGAUAAUACUUCUAAAAAUACAGUAUAACUUGAUUGAGUAUGUUUAUAUAGUUUAUACUGUAUAAAAAAGUUUUUUAUGAUGUAAUUGUUCAUAGGUUUACAUCGAGUUGUACAAAAUGAAUUGAGUUAAAUCAAUAACAUGUUUAAGUAACCUUUAUUUAAUGAGAAUGUUGUUUAUUUUUAGGUAUUCUAAACUUUUUAAGAGUUAAUAUAUUUAUUUUUUU
Molecule: messenger RNA, 1720 nt
Organism: Sitophilus oryzae (rice weevil)
Lineage: Eukaryota; Metazoa; Arthropoda; Insecta; Coleoptera; Curculionidae
Product: U6 small nuclear RNA (adenine-(43)-N(6))-methyltransferase
Exons: 1
Coding region: 73-1524 (483 amino acids)
Biological process (GO): rRNA base methylation
Cellular component (GO): nucleus
Molecular function (GO): 23S rRNA (adenine(1618)-N(6))-methyltransferase activity
Source: RefSeq, a predicted model, not a curated record